GGAUGCAGUGUCGGUCAAUCAGCCACGUGCAGGCACACAGAUGUCCCGUGAGCGACGCCGUGAUCACAUCACCGACAGCCACCACACACACCAACGACCUCAGCAUUGAGUCAGCAACAAGGCCAGUACGCUCAGCUCAACAAAAUCAUGUGACGUCCCCCUGGUCUUCUGCGUCAUGUCCUUCGCCUUCCACCACGUAUGCCGCGCCGGCAGUGUCAGGCGCCCCGCCCCUCUCCUCCCUUGUUGGUGGAGACACGAUUUCCCUGCUCGCUCCCUCUUCUGGGGCCGCCGAUGCCUCUGGCUGACCGGGGAGCUGCGGCGUCUCUUCCAAGUGCACACCUUGGCCUGCGUCUUUAUGACCUCCAGUGGCUUGGUGUCCAUCCCCCUCCUGUGUGUGUCUCCGCUUGUCAUCUCUUGGGCCAUCCUCGCCCGCUGGCCCUUCAUCAGACUCCGUCUCGCCGACAGACAGCCGCUUCUGCGAGACAGACGUCGCCCUGGAGCGUACGAGAGAUAGACACACAGAGGUAGACAGACAGCGUCCAUCCAUCCAUCCAUCCAUGUGUGUAUGACGGCCGAGCUGACCUGCUGCGGAUGGUCUCUAGCCUCUUGGUUGUCUGCCGUGGAUCCCCUAAAGCUGGAUCUGCAGCUGCUGCGAAAAUGUCGUAGUCGACGCCCGCUGCUCGCAGAAGCUCUUCUGACACAGCCCACAACUUGCUGCCGAAGGCCUCGUUCUGGCAGAUGGGCAGAGGCUCGACCAUGCGGCAGUCAAUGAAGUACUUCCCACUCGUCUGUCGACAUGAGGGGAGGGAGAAAGGCAGGUCGAAUGGUUGGGAGUGUGAUGUGUGUAUGUAUGCAUCACUUGUUCCACGGUAGGUGAGGAGGCCAACCACACCGCCGUCCAGGCACCCAUUUCAGCUGUCCGUAAUGGGCACAACAGCUGCCAACAAGACAGACAGACAAACACCCUAGUCUCUGGUGGGGAUGGCCGUGGUUGAAUCGAUCACGUACCCUGAACAGGGUGGCCCCGCAGCCCGUUGCCCUCUUGAAUGCCGACGCCACAAUCCCUGGAUGAAGCGCAUUCGAUGUACAGCCCCUUCCCAUCAACCUGAGAGACAUGCAUGGCGGUGAGGUGUACGAGUCAGACUGCACCACACCUUCUUGUUAGCUCUCUGGAGAGGGCAAUGUUGUAGAGCUUCGUGGCACAAUACGACGAAAAACUGCUGUACCUGCCGACACAGACAUACAUAGAGACACAGCUCAUAAUACACGCACAGCCAUGGCCAUGCACACUGCAAGGAGACAUGGACUGUUCACCGCUCUCGUACCGCUUCUCAAAACACAGGUCAUCUUGGUCAACUCUUGCGAAGCGGUAUAUCUCGCCGGACACAAAGAUGAUGCGAGAGGGCGCCGACGAUAUCAGCACGUCGAGCAGACCGACCGUGAGAAAGAAUGGACCGAGGUGGUUGUGUGCGAACGUCACCUCGAAGCCGCCAGACGUCGUCGUCCGCUUUGCAGGUCCCUUUCUUCCUGAGUUGUGUAUGAGCACAUGCAGGGGCAGAUUCCUUGAGUGGAACUCGCAGAGGGCGUCUUCCACCGACUGCAUGGACGACAGAUCCAUCACCAGACCAUCUUCCACCGCGGCCCCGGGAGUCUCCUUCCGCAGCUUCUCGGCAGCCUUGUCCAGCUUCUUUCUACUCCUCGCAGCGCAGAUGACUGUCGCCCCAUGCUUGACAAGCCAUCUUGCAAUCUCGAAGCCAAUACCAGCCGUGCCGACGCCAGUCACAAGACACACCCUUCCACACAUGUCUUGCUUUAUGGGC
Molecule: messenger RNA, 1820 nt
Organism: Vitrella brassicaformis
Lineage: Eukaryota; Vitrellaceae
Source: the annotation of a GenBank genome assembly